Sciurus carolinensis (gray squirrel) is the source of this 6283-nucleotide messenger RNA. It is a transcript of the gene Adam33, whose product is annotated as ADAM metallopeptidase domain 33. Gene Ontology annotation, biological process: proteolysis. The coding region runs from base 300 to 2840 and encodes 846 amino acids. The transcript has 22 exons. NCBI's taxonomy places the organism in Eukaryota, Metazoa, Chordata, Mammalia, Rodentia, Sciuridae. The record is from RefSeq and is a predicted model, not a curated record. Gene Ontology annotation, molecular function: metalloendopeptidase activity.
GGACGCUGAGGGACCGCGCGGGCUGGAUUCCUGCCUCCGCCCUGAGCGGCUUGGCUCUGUCCCUCGACGGUCGCUUCUUCCCCGCGCUGGUCGUCCUGGCUCCCCGGCACGCACAAGGUCGAGUCCCCCGAGACUGCGUCUGGACAGGACCCGCUGCGGUGGCUGCUCCGCGCGAGGUCGCGCGGGAGGGUUGGGAGGCUGCGGGCCGGGCUGCGCGCGGGGCGUGGGUCGGCCUCCAUCUAGCCGGGGCGGAGCCCGAAGCCAGCUGCUAGAGACUGGAGACCCAGGCGCUCUCAGCCAUGAGCUGGGGGUCCCCGGCGCUCUCAGUCAUGGGCUGGGUGUCCCGGAGAGCUCGGGGGUCGCUGGUGCUGGUGCUGCCGCUGCUCCUGCUGCUAUCGCCUUGGCCGGUACCAAAUGCCUUGGCGCUUCCAGGAAACACCUGUGGAGAGCCUGUUACCCCCCAGUGGGUCUUGGAUGGACAACCCUGGCACAAAGUUACCCUGGAAGAGCCGAUCUUGAAACUCAACUCAGGGCUGGUGGUCUUGGAGGCUGAAGGCCAGGAACUCCUGCUUGAGCUGGAGAAGAACCACAGGCUGUUGGCCCCCGGAUACACAGAAACCCACUACAGCCCAGAUGGGCAGCCAGUGGUGCUGGUCCCCAGCCACAUGGAUCAUUGUCACUACCAUGGGCGUGUGAGAGGCUUCCCUCACUCCUGGGUAGUCCUCAGCACCUGCUCUGGGAUGAGUGGCCUGAUCAGGCUCAGCAGCAAUGCCAGCUACUAUCUGCAUCCUUGGCCACCUGGGGAUUCUGAGGACCUCUCAACCCACAAGAUCUUCCGUGUGGAUCAACCGCUCACUUGGAAAGGGGCCUGUGGCUACAGGGAACUCAAGGACAAACUAGAAAUGGCUAGCCUUCUUCCUGCCCCCCAGAGCAGGGAGAGGCGAGAGUACCGCAGGAAUCCGAGGUACCUGGAGCUGUACAUAGUGGCUGAUCACACCCUGUUCUUGAUCCAGCACCGGAACUUGAACCACACCAAACAGCGUCUACUGCAGGUCGCCAGUUAUGUGGACCAGAUUCUCAGGACUCUGGACCUUCGGGUGGUGCUGACAGGCCUGGAAGUGUGGACUGAGCAGGACCACAGCCCCAUCACGCCAGACGCAAACGCCACGCUCUGGGCCUUCCUGCAGUGGCGCCGGGGGUUGUGGACUCGGCGGCCCCACGACUCCACGCAGUUGCUCACGGGCCGUACCUUCCAGGGUACCACUGUGGGCCUGGCGCCCGUCAAGGGCAUGUGCUGCGUCGAAAGUUCUGGAGGCGUGAGCACAGACCACUCGGAGCUCCCCAUUGGCCCUGCGGCCACCAUGGCCCACGAGAUAGGCCACAGCCUCGGCCUCAGCCAUGACGCGGACGGUUGCUGCGUGGAGGCCUCGGCGGACGAGGGCGGCUGCGUGAUGGCAGCGGCCACUGGGCAUCCGUUCCCGCAUGUGUUCAGCUCCUGCAGCCGCCGCCAGUUGCGCGCCUUCUUCCGAAAGGGAGGUGGCUCGUGCCUCUCGGAUGCCCCGGAUCCCAGGCUCCUGAUGCCGUCGGCGCGCUGCGGGAACGGUUUCGUGGAGGCAGGCGAAGAGUGCGACUGUGGCUCCAGCCAGGAGUGCCCUGACCCCUGCUGCAUCGCGCAUAACUGUUCGCUGCGUGCAGGGACCCAGUGUGCCCACGGUGACUGUUGCGCGCGCUGCCUGCUGAAGCCAGCAGGCACGCCGUGCCGCCCGGCUGCGGGCCACUGUGACCUCCCGGAAUUCUGCACGGGCACCUCCCCACACUGUCCCCCGGACAUUUACCUACUGGAUGGCUCGCCCUGCGCCAAUGGCAGAGGCUACUGCCAGGACGGCGCAUGUCCCACGCUGGAGCAGCAGUGCCAGCAGCUCUGGGGGCCUGGGUCCCACCCAGCCCCAGAGGCCUGUUUCCAGGUGGUGAACUCUGCAGGAGAUGCCCAUGGGAACUGUGGCCAGGACAGCGAGGGCCGUUUCCUGCCUUGUGCACAGAAGGAUGCUCAGUGUGGGAAGCUGCAGUGCCAAGGUGGGGAUCCAAGUCCACGGGUGCCACACAUUGUGCCCAUGGACUCCAUGGUUCCCUUGGAGGGUGGUGAGGUGGCCUGUCGUGGAGCCUUUGCACUUCCAGAAACCCAACUGGACUUACUUGACUUGGGCCUAGUAGAGGCGGGAACCCAGUGUGGACCUAGAAUGGUGUGUCAGGACAGGCACUGCCAGAAUGCUACCUUCCAGGAGCUGGAGGGCUGCCUGAUUGCCUGCCACAACCGAGGGGUUUGCAAUAGCAACCAUAACUGCCACUGUGCUCCUGGCUGGGCCCCACCUUUCUGCGACAAGCCAGGCUUUGGUGGUAGUGUGGACAGCGGCCCUGUGCAGCCUGAAAAGAAGGAUGCCUUCCUGCUAGCCAUGCUCCUCAGCUUUCUACUGCCUCUGCUCCCUGGGGCAGGCCUGGCCUGGUGCUACUACCGGCUCCCAGGAUUCCAUCUCCAGCAAUGCCCCUGGGACUGUAGGAGGAAUCUCCGGUGCAGUUGGCCCAAAGAUGGCCCAUGCAAAGACAACCCCCUGGACAGCGUUUACCCCAUGGAGUUGGGCCCCACAGCCAUUGGAGAGUCCCAGGCCCUAGCAUUCAUCCUCCACCAUUCUCCCAGACCCUGUGAACCCUGCCAGAGCCCAACAGCCACUCUGAGAAGCCUGUAUCCCAUAGCCCUGCCUGAUCCCCAAGCAGGUUCAGUCCAGAAACCAAGAUCCUGUGUCUGGGGAGAGGUGACUCCUAAGAUGAGAAUUAAAGACAAGUGACCACUGACAAUCACUCCAGGAACUUGGACUCCAAGGGCAGAGCCAGAAGGCUUUGAGUGAUUUCCUUCACAUUCUGCAGCCUUUCAGUUUCUUCUGCCAGUUGAGCUCUGCCCCACCUACUCCAGGACCCUAAAGCCUUAUCAGAAGUUACCUCUGCUAUGUUGUUCCCAACCCUGAGAGCUAGGGCAUUCUGGGUACAUCCUCCACCCCAAGAAUUCAUCAGUAAAGGAGUAAAGGUCCUAUAGUCCCCAACCUCUCCCACCAGGGGAGGCUGAGUCACAUUGGACACCCAGAGACCUUUGUCCUGGGAGCCUGGCUGUGUCUCCUGUUUUCCCCAGAUGCAGCUCUGUGGAGGGCAGAGAUUCCUGGAGCCCUGCCUUUCAGAUUUUAAUCCACACUUUCGUCCUGGCCCCUGCCAGCAAAGCAAGCAAACAAACAAGCACAAUCUUUGGGAACUUCUUUCCUAUCGCCUUAUGUCCUAGACAUUUCCUUGGUCCCCAAACCCAUUUCUAGCUCUCCACCAGAAGUUGUGGAGGGGUGGGGUCAAAAGUAAAACAUGCUGUCCUAGGGCCUCUGUAUGUUUUCAAAAGGUGGCAACGAAUAGGUGGAACAUUCAGCAGCCAGUACCCUAGGCACAUAUCUGAGCCUAGGAGUGUGUUGCCCAACUCUUUGGCCUGCCAUUUUCUGCCCCCUUGGAUGUUCUCAUUCUCUUGUUGCUUCACGCAAGAAUUGCUGAGCGACCUUCUAUGUCAGGCAGCUGUUGCUGCAUAACAAAACUACCCCAAAACUGAGGGUCUUAAAACAAUAAGCAGCAAAAUCAGAUUUCAGAGAAGAAUGAAUUGGGAAAAUUUUGUAACUUACCAUUCCUUCAAUUAGAAGCUAAAAAAGUGACAGCCCCAGCUAGUCUAUAGAUCUCUAAUCAAUCCAAUAAAUGGGGUUGUUUUUAUUUUUGAAGAGUUUGACAUAUGCAACUCUGCUGCACUUUGGGGUUUCUGCCAUGCUACAAGUGAAGGCAAGAACCGCUUUGCCUUAAUGAAGGUUGCAUUGCUGCCAGUGGCUUCUCAGAUAAGAAGAGUUGGAGGCAAUGGCUUUGGCAGCAACCUGAGAUGGGGACCUCUUUGUAGGCAUCAGAGGCCUUCACACCCCAGCAGGGGUCUGUAUCAGGGCCUUGGGCGAGCACUAGAAAUAGUGCUUCUGGUGGUGCCAGCACAGUGAACUUUGAUGGGAAUCAUCUUGGAGAAGGGCGGGCUUUUCAGUGAGCCAAAGCAGAAAAUGAGGGAAUGAACAUCUCCCAUGGAGUUGCCAUAUACUUUCAGUGGUACUAUCUCCUGCUAGGACACUGGGGUGUGGGUAGGGUCACUUCAAAAUUCUUGGUGCCUGUAUUAGUUUUCUUUCACUGUGAGACAUCAAAAUUUAGUUUACAACAAUGACAUUAGUUUAUUAUCCCCACAGUUUCUGUGGAUCAGGAAUUCAUGGGUGCCUUAACCAGGUGAUUACGGCUCAGGGUCUCUCAUUGAGGUUGUCGUCAAGAUGUCGGCCUGGGUUGCGCUCAUCUGAAGACUUGACUGGGGUUGGAGGACGCACUUCCAAAUUGGUUCACGCACAUGCUUGGCAAGUUGUCCUGACUCUAGGUGGGGGGCCUCAGUUUCUCCCCACCUAAACCUCUCCACAGGCUGUUUGAGUGUCCUCAUAUCAUGAUGGCUAUUUCCCCCAAAGAAAGUGAUGGGGAAGAGAGAGAGAGAAGUAGAAGUUAUCCUUUGUAGGACCUUAUUUCAGAGGUCACACAGAAGAAUGCCACCACAUUGUGUUCAUUAGACUCGAGUUGUUAAUUCUGUCCUAUAUUAUAGAGGGGAGGAAUUAAACUUCAACUUCUAAGCGCGUGUCAGAGAAUUUGGGAACUUUAAAAAAAAAGCAUCACAGUGCUUUUAGUUCAGUAGCCAGUUGUAACAUGGAUUAUGAAAUCCUUUCCAGCUUCAUUUCUAACCAACUUGCUCAAUUAUCUUCUUUUUAUAAAUUUUUGUUGUUGUAGAUGGACAGAAUGCCUUUAUAGUCCUUAUUUUUAUGCAGUGCUACCAAGUGCUUCACACGUGCUAGGCAAGCCACUGCACUACUUCCCCAGCCCCUCUUCUUUUUUUUUUUUUAAUUAAAGGAAUUUUAUUCUCUAGAAAUGAUAGCUCUAAAAGAGUGAAUUCAUAUAUUAAAACACAUCGGGCUUAGAGGGCUUUUUAUAACACAAGUUCUGGAAAGGUAAACUACAUUAUCUGGGAUUAUGAAAUUAUUUUCAGAACGGUUCAUUAGGUUUUCCAUCAUAACUGCCUGAUAAACAGGUAGCAUUUUACUAAUGAUUGUUAGAAGAGAUGUCAGGUUUAUAAUUAGAGUGGUUGCAGAUGCUUCCCCAAAGAACUUCUUUUAACUAGCAGUUUACCCAAAUCACGGCACAUGAAGCGGGCAUCCCAUCCUAUAAUCCACGAGGUCCAAACCAUUCCACUUUGUGCUGACCACUCCAGUUGUUUUUCUAACCCACACGACCGAGACACAAACUUACAGAUUCUAAUGAUCAGUUUGGAAACUGGCUUUUUAUCAUGAAGUAGGCAAAAGUACAAUUUAUGAAAAAAACAGAAAUCCAAGCAAUGUGUGCACAGAAUUUCACAUAAUUGGAGAAAAGAAAGGUCCCUGAGUUCAAGUUGUCUAGGUAUCAUUAGGAAGGUGCGUGAUAAAAAGCAAAACAAAACAAAAACUCCUAACGAUACAAUCAAGGAUAGUUUGUUCACAAUAUCAAAUGACAUUUGUCCUUAAAGGAAACAAACCCACCAUGGUAACUAGAAAUAAUGACAAAAAUUAUGGGGCAGGAAUAAACAUCUCUUUCUUUUUUAAGAAAUUUUUUUUAGUUGUUGAUGGAUCUUUAUUAUUUAUAUGUGUUGCUGAGAAUCGAAUGCAUUGCCUCACACAUGCUAGGUCAAGCAUUCUACCACUGAGCUACAACCCGAGCCCACAUGAGCAUCUCUUAAGAGACUUCUCUACCUGUUUUACUGACUUAUCAUUUUUUCAGUUCAUAAAUGAAAAUCAUUCUCCUUUUGGUGGAGCUGUGAUUUGUUUCAGAUUGGAUCACUGCUUCAUACAGUUCAGGGUCCACACUGUCUAAGGAAAAGGGCUUGAAAGGUCAGCCUGCUAUUUACCAGAACUGAAGCCAUCCAGAAGCCCAGGGAGUAACACUGGUAAACCUUAAUACAGGCUGGAAAUCCCUCUCUAAGCUGGCCAGCGGCCUCAAUCUCUCAUCUCUAGGGUCCCCUGAGUACUCAAAGGAUCAUUUUGAAAUCUUGUCUGAUGUCUGAUUUUGGGAGACCAAGGGAUUGAACCCAGGUGCUCUCUACCACUGAGCUGUAUUCCCUGCCCUUUUAAUUUUGAGAAUUAAAAUUUUGAGAGUGAAUUGUUGAGCCUGGCCU